ACAAAAGCAAGUGUCAAAUUGUCGCAGGACACCAUCGAAAUCGGCGAUCGGAUUUCGUUUGUUCCGCGGUCAGUGCUCGGUUCCGAUUCUUAAAAAUUCUCCGUAAGCAAUGUGCCGACAUUCGUCGUAAUGGCUUCAAACAGUGGCAACAGCAAUCCCAAAUCAAAAGUGCAUCAGGCGAAGGGCCAGGGCAGCAAUCCGACAGCAGGGGACCACCAACUCCCGGAGGGUGGCGAUGAAAAUCAAUACUUUUACGAGGACGAAGUGUUCUGCAUCGAUGGCAAGGGCCGCGUCAAGUUCGGUGUGGUUCUGGAGGUCGAGUUCAGCGAAGGUGAAGAAGGAUUCGAAGAGGAUGCGCUGAAAAAGGGUGAAAUCCGGGCCUGUUGGCACCCGGACGGCCAAAUCGAGGUGGUCAAGCAGUGCAAAGUCGGUCUCGCCGAUCGAACGCUGAUGCCUGGAGAUGUCGUCCGGCGCAUGAUCAAGGGCAAGGACACGCAGCGGGGCUAUUGCCACGAAAUUUUGGUCAAAGCGGAUGUCAAGAUCGCUGGCACCAAACUGGUGGUUCGGAACGUGUCCUCGGAUCGACUGCGCCCGCUGCUCUCGAUGCCGAAGGAUAACGCCGUUUGCCUGGACUCGUGGGUCGGCAGCACAAAGAACGUCAACGAGAAGCUGGUGCUCAAGUCACAGUGCGGAUCGCUGAUCGAGGUUCGACCGGACGUCGAUUACUGUACGUUGAAGGACAACGACACGCGGUCCCGGUGCGGGUACUUUGCCGGUACGCUGUUUUACCCCGGGCAGACGCUAGUGGGGCCGAUUAGCGAGCUGGAGAAUGCCAAGUGGCUGAACACGUCGGCCGAGAUGAAGCUGAGCCGGAAGCACAAGAUGGUGGACCGGAAGUUUACCGUCCAGUCGGUUGACAUCGAGGGCGUUUGGGUGCACUGGCAGUGCAAGGCGUCGUGCGAGGAGUUGGCGGCGGAGAUGAAGGAGAACGGGAUUCAGCAGCCGCCGGAUUACAUUACGGGCGAGGAUUUGAAGCGGUUGAAGAAGCUCAACUUGUUCGAGUCGUGCAUGUUACAGAUCAACGACAAGAACUAUCUGAAGAUUGAGGAGGGCGAUUCGUUCUGCCGGAAGAGCCAGUGGAGGAAGGAGCUUAGCGCUAGAUAUAAGAAGAUGAUGGGCAGCGUGAAGGAGGAAGAAGACGACGAGAAGGUGAUCUGUGAUAACGACGGUCAUAAGAUAACGGUGACGAAGGAGAGCGGUGGCGAGACUGGCGGAUCGCGCGAUAAGGUCGAAACGGAUCGAUCCAAGCUGUGCCCGAGGGACGCUUCGGCGAAGCUGGGCAAACUUCGUCGCAACUCGCCGAGACGUCCGAACGCCGCUACGUCGACGGCCGCCUGUAAGUUGGCGGAGAGUGACGAGUGGCAAACGGAUCCGGAGGAUGAGGAAGACGACGAAGGUUGUGAGGAGUCGAACGUUUCGGACGGGGGUGGUGGAGGAGGAGGUUCGUCUUGCUCAAGUACGGCCACGCCGAGGGGCAGUCCGAAAAAGUCGCCGCUGCUGGCGAAGAAGAUCCGGAAGUUGCGCAAGCGAUCGUCGUCGGCAAGUUCGGAUAAGAUGCCGGCGGUGGGAGAUGAAGUGAUAACGGAGACGUUGGUGGUUUACAGUAUUGCGACAGUGGUUUGGCAGGAUGGCACGAUCGAAACCAGCAUUCCGUCCACGGAGUUGUGCCCGAUUCAUCAUCUGGAUGAUCAUGAGUUUUUCCCGGGAGAUUUUGUACUUGCGGGCAAUACCGACCCGUUGCAGAAUCCUUCGUUUCGGGAUUACGGAGUUAUUCAGAACGUGGACCAUCACGGUCGAACGGCGAAGGUCAAGUGGUUUAGCACGUACACGUGCACGGAUGAGCCGCAGCCGACGUUCAACGGGGAGUCGGAAGUGAGCGUGUACGAUUUGAAGGAUCAUCCGGAUUUCCAGUACAGGCCCGGUACGAUCGUGAUUCGGGUGGCAAACUUUAACGGGGAUGACUCGAACUGCAGUGCCGGGCAGGUGAUCGACAACUACCCGAAUGGGAUGGUUAAGGUUUGGUGGGUUGAUGAUCACGUGAGCAUGUGCUGGCCGCAGGAUAUUUUCGAGGUGGGGCAGUACGAUUCGGAGAACAACUUUUGGGGCAACAACGACUCGGACAACAAUUCUUGGGAAACGGAAGACGAAACAUCGGAGUUGGGUGGUCUGUCGCCGCAGCGGGUCUCGAAGCCUAAACUUACGGCGAAUCUUGAACGCGCUCGGGUGGCGAUGGCUCGACUGGAAGAGCUGUUCAUUAUAAAUCCGCACCUGCAAAACCAGGAAAUGAUGCGUAAGCUGUUGAUGGUGUACAAAAAGUGUCGCUACCUGGAUCGGCUGAUGGACACGACCUUUUUUCACGAGGAGCAUUUUAUGGGCCUGGUCGAGCGAGUUCGCAAAUCCAACAACCAAACCACGGCCGAACGCGUGUUGGAUCAGAAGAAUCGAUUGUUCAAUCAGAACGGCUCAAAGACGACCACGCCCACGGCAGAAACGCCCAGUUCUGAGCAGAAAUUCCCGCUCGCCGUCACCGCAAGCAUCGCUCAAGCCGCAAAGAAACCGGCCACAACUUCCCCAAAUCCAUCCAGCUUGAACACGACCUCGUCGACGUCGUUCAGGUUCCCUACCGGCAACAAUCUGUCCACUUCGUCGGAUAUUUCCAGCAUUGAUGAAAAUCCGGCCAUUACCACGAGUACCAGCUCGUCCAAAUCCGGGGGAGAAAUUGGUGUCGGUGCCGCGGGAGAUGAUUCCGGCAACUUUUCCGCCAAAAGUGACGGUGCAGAGCGGAACAGUUCUACGGAAGUUGCAGGGAACACGUCGCUGCUGAACGCCGAGCUCGACAACGUCAACAAUCUGUACAUGAACAUAAGCGACGAUCUAAACAACACCAGCUCGAUCUUUAGCUUUUCACCGCAGGCGGAGAAUGUGUCCGCCAAGUUGUGCUCGUUGAUCAAGGCUCAGCUGGUGAAGGCCCUGCAAGAGAUCAACCAACGCUACAGCCAGGAAGAUCCGUUCAAGGAGAUCAUCAUCGAGGAGAUUUUGCUUUCGCCUCCGCCGUUUAGUUCGCAGCCCGUUUCUUCGACUCCCUCGCAGCAGCCGUCCAACACUGGAACUCCCAGCGUAGAGCAGAAGGAGCUAAACGAGUCCGUGAAUGAGCAGGAUUCCGGGUCGGAGUGGAACAUUGGCGAGAGUUUCCAGGUGCUCGAAAGCGCGCCCAGCACGCACAAGUAUCUGCUCACCGUGUUCCAGACGAACAACGCACAAAGCUUCUUCAAGGCGGUCCAGCGCGAGCACCGGCUGCUGCGGACGGGACUUCCGCCGGGGGUUUGGGUGCGAACGUUCGAGGAUCGGCUGGACCUGUUGAGUGUGAUGAUCGAGGGACCGAAGAAGACUCCGUACGAGGAUGGGCUGUUUCUGUUUGACAUUCAACUCGGGCAGGACUACCCGAGUGCGCCGCCAAUGUGCCACUACAUAAGCUACUGCUCGGAUCGGCUCAACCCGAACCUAUACGAGGACGGCAAGGUGUGCGUUUCGCUGCUCGGGACGUGGUCCGGACGGGGCACCGAGAUGUGGGGUCCCAACAGUACGCUGCUGCAGGUGAUCGUGUCGAUCCAGGGACUGAUCCUGGUUGAUGAACCGUACUUUAACGAGGCCGGGUACGAGAAGCAAAGAGGUUCCCAGCAGGGUAAGGAAAACUCGCGCAUGUAUAACGAAAUGGUGCUGCUCAAGCUGGUCCAGUCCAUGACCAAGCUGAUCUGCAACCCGCCGGAGAUCUUCAGCGAGCAGAUUCUGGCGCACUUUAGCGCGCGUGGUCAGGGCAUGUACGAGCGCAUCAAGUGCUGGAUGGACGCGUCCAACGAGGUCAACCGAAAGGCUAGCGACGCAUCAACGCCCUCGAUUCCCGAGUCAUCAUCGUCAUCGUCGUCGAUCAUGCCGGACUUUCCACUGAUUCCGGCCAGCCGCGGAUUUUGCCUCACGCUGGUUGGCUUGCUGGAGAACUUGCGCAAAACGCUCAAGUCAAUCGAUGGCGGGCCAACCGCCGAAUAACGGCCCCGCAAGCUAAGCUAAGCUCCCACCGCCCCCGCCCGCCUCGCGCGUGUUCUUUGCUGGCCAUUGAAACGUUUUUCAUUCCUUUGUUGGAACGUCAUUUGUUUUGUUAUUUGAUCGUUUAGCUGAAUAUUAUACGGUUUUUCUGUUUCUUGUUUAA
Molecule: messenger RNA, 4264 nt
Organism: Culex pipiens pallens (northern house mosquito)
Lineage: Eukaryota; Metazoa; Arthropoda; Insecta; Diptera; Culicidae
Product: (E3-independent) E2 ubiquitin-conjugating enzyme
Exons: 5
Coding region: 130-4104 (1324 amino acids)
Source: RefSeq, a predicted model, not a curated record